This is a messenger RNA of Spinacia oleracea (spinach), 1693 nucleotides long. Its product is annotated as protein trichome birefringence-like 19. Gene Ontology annotation, molecular function: O-acetyltransferase activity. The record is from RefSeq and is a predicted model, not a curated record. The transcript is spliced from 2 exons. Gene Ontology annotation, cellular component: Golgi apparatus. Bases 165 to 1412 code for a protein of 415 amino acids. Lineage: Eukaryota; Viridiplantae; Streptophyta; Magnoliopsida; Caryophyllales; Amaranthaceae.
UCCAUAUAAUAGUGAAGAGCUACACCAAUCACCCAAAUAAUAUACAUAAUAAAUAAAUAAAAUUAAUUGAUAAAAAAAAAAGAGGGGGGAGGGGCUAGAUGUCUAGUUCACUCUACCAUUUGUAAUGACAUGGUAGAAAUUCCUCCAUUUCUCCAAAAGUAACAAUGGAACAAAUAAACUUAGCCAAAUCUCAAAAUCGUAGCCUCAACAAAAAAAGCGUUUUCCAAAUAACACUUCCAAUAAUCUUAUUUACUAUAAUAACCUUACAAUUAGUCAAAAAUAUUUCCAUCAAAAGACCUUCACAUCCAAUCAUUUCAACUUCUUCAUACAUAAAAGAUCAUGAUGAAGUUAUUGGAGCUCCACCGACGGAAACCGGUAUACGAAAAUGCGAUCUUUAUUCGGGCGAAUGGAUCCCAAAUAUGGAAGCUCCAUAUUACACAAAUGAUACUUGUUGGGUGAUCCAAGAGCAUCAAAAUUGUAUGAAGUAUGGUAGACCCGAUACCGAGUUCAUGAAGUGGAGGUGGAAGCCUAAUGAUUGCGAGUUGCCCGUUUUUGACCCGAAUCGGUUUUUUGAGAUGGUUAGGGGAAAGUCUAUGGCUUUUGUUGGUGAUUCUGUGGCUAGGAAUCAAAUGCAAUCCUUGAUUUGCCUCUUGUCCCGGGUUGAACACCCUUUAGAUGUAUCAACUAGCAAAGAUGAUAACUUCAAACGUUGGUACUAUCAAUCAUACAACUUCACACUAGUUAUAUUAUGGAGUCCAUUCCUGGUAAAAACACUGGAAAAUGACCCAAAUGGUCGAACGGGGAAGACCUUCUGGGGACUCCAUCUCGACGAGGCUGAUGACGUAUGGAAGGAUGAGAUUGAUAAGUAUGAGUAUGUCAUGGUAUCUGCAGGGCAAUGGUUCUUCCGGCCUCUUAUAUACUACGAAAAAGGACAAUUUAUGGGUUGCCGUUAUUGCGAGAUCGACAACCUAACGGAGUAUUCCCUUUUGCAUGGAUACCGAAGCGCGUUCCGGACAGCAUUCCGGGCCAUUUUGGAGAGGGAAAGUUUCAAGGGUAAGGUGUACAUGAGGACUUUUGUCCCUGCUCACUUUGAAGGGGGUGAGUGGGACAAUGGUGGAGAUUGCACAAGGAAAAGGCCGUAUAAGAGCAAUGAGGUUCAUUUAGAAGGAGAAACUUUGGAUCUGUACACGGCCCAAAUGGAAGAGUUCAAUGAGGCCCAAAGAUUGGCCCAACAGCGUGGGCGGAGUUUUCAACUCCUUGAUAUGACCCGGAUUAUGUUGAUGAGGCCCGAUGGACACCCGAGUACGUAUGGGCGUCCGGCCAAUCUUACAUGGCCUAGCGAUUGUGUCCACUGGUGCUUGCCAGGGCCUAUUGAUAGUUGGAGUGAUUUUUUGCUUGAGAUGUUAGGCUGAACUCUCAAGGGAUGAGAUUCAGCAGAAACUGAAGAAUAUAGUGUUUUCUAAUACUCGAGGUUUUGGCAAUUGCUAGAAUAUUUUUUACGGUUUUUUCAUGAAAUGCCCCUGAGAUUUCACGAAAUUCACCAAAUACCCCUGCGUGUUUCAAAAUACAUAAUAUACCCCUAUUUUUUUCGUACUGUUCACCAAAUACCCCUAUUUUGACUUUCUGUUAGUCUUCCAUUAAGUCAUGUUUAUAAUUCACCAAAUGCACCUAUUUAUAAACUUUAUGCACAAUA